Molecule: messenger RNA, 318 nt
Organism: Echinostoma caproni
Lineage: Eukaryota; Metazoa; Platyhelminthes; Trematoda; Plagiorchiida; Echinostomatidae
Source: the annotation of a GenBank genome assembly
AAAUGUGAUUGUAAAGGCUUGAAAAGGAAUUCACCGAAAACAUAUGUUCGCCUACACCGUGUUAUCAAUACUAACUGUGUUUGUUUUAAAGUUUGGGUUGCACAUAAAUCAAUGCUAAAAUGGAGAGAUUUUUGCAAUAAAUUCGAGGACAAAGUAGACGACUUCAAUUUUGCAACUUUGUUUCGCCUUGAUGCGUCCAAGGGAUAUAAUGAGGAUAAUACAUGUAUAGUCCCCCGCAUUCAGUUUCUGGCCCUGGAAAUCGCACGGAACCGACAAGGCGUGAAUAAAAGUGAAUUAUUACGCAAACUACAGGAGUGA